Vigna radiata var. radiata (mung bean) is the source of this 3516-nucleotide messenger RNA. RefSeq lists its product as uncharacterized. The transcript has 3 exons. The record is from RefSeq and is a predicted model, not a curated record. Gene Ontology annotation, molecular function: RNA-DNA hybrid ribonuclease activity; nucleic acid binding. Lineage: Eukaryota; Viridiplantae; Streptophyta; Magnoliopsida; Fabales; Fabaceae. The coding region runs from base 1 to 3516 and encodes 1171 amino acids.
AUGAAGCAAGGACGAGACGAGUCCCUUAAACUUUUUAUGGAUCGAUUCAAUCGUACCGCCCGACAGGUACGGAAUGCCGAUCAGCGACUGGUAGUGAGUGCUUUAACAACCGCUUUGCGGCCUGGUCCAUUUUGUGACUACCUUCAUGCGGAAGAACCUCAAAGUAUGGACGAGUUACAAAACAAAUUGGCCAGUUUUAUUCGGAUAGAAGAAGGAAGAGCUCAUCAACGUGGAAGGGAAGAGGGGGAACCAGUGCACCGUCCGGCCCGAGUGAGAGCUGGACCGCAGUCCGGUGGGAAUGAUAGAAGAGGAGGUUAUAGAAACAAAGAUCAUAAUCAAAUGAAACAAUAUAUUCACCAUACUCCUUUAAAUGCACCGCGUGCAAGAGUUCUGGAAGAGGCAUUGAGAGUCGAUCUGGUGUUACAAGUGGUACAGAUACCUACACCGAGGGGAGCCGAUGAAAGCAAGUAUUGCCGGUAUCAUCAGAAUCGGGGUCAUACAACUGAAGAUUGCCAUACAUUGAAAGAUAAAUUGGAGUCUUUGGUUCAGGCAGGACAUCUUCAGAAGUUUGUUCACAGGGGAAGAGUGUCAAGCAGAGCCGAACGACCCUCCACACGGCAGGAAUCCCGAAAAAGGACCCGACCGAGAAUUGAUCGAAGCAGAAGCAGAAGCGCCGACCGAACGGUCAGAGGAGUAAUCAAUACUAUAUCUGGAGGGUUUGCAGGAGGUGGAUCGACGUCAGCUGCCCGCAAAAGACACUUAAGAAAUCUACAUAGCGCCCACCGAACAGACACAUCAAAAAGAUCUAUGCCUACCAUUACUUUUUCUGAUGACGAUUUCCAUGCGCCGGACCUAGAACAAGAUGACCCGAUGGUGAUAACAGCGAUGAUAGUCAGAUACAGGGUGGGUAAAGUCUUAAUAGAUCAAGGCAGUUCGGCCAACAUACUAUAUUGGAAGACUUUCAAGCAGAUGGAUAUAUCAGAGGAUGCAAUUUUGCCUUUCAAUGAACAAAUUGUAGGAUUUGCGGGAGAAAGAGUAGAUACGAAGGGGUACGUCGAUCUAAGGACUAGCUUGGGAGCCGAUAAAGACGCCAAGGAGAUGAAGGUUCGGUUUCUGUUAGUGGAAGCCGACACGUCUUACAACGUCCUAUUGGGAAGACCGUGCUUAAACAUGUUCGGGGCUAUCGUUUCAACUCUACACUUAACUUUGAAGUAUCCCGCUGAUAACGGAAAGAUAGCAACCGUUCGGGCAGAUCAAAAGAUGGCGCGUGAGUGUUAUGCGGUAGGGUUGAAGGUAAAACCCAGGAUUACCAACUUCCCAGGCAGCCGGUCUGAAGUCGCCAUGAUGGAAUUGGAUCCUCGAACACAGUUCGAUGAUCGGGUGGAACCGCUAGGAGAUACACGUCCUUUUGUUAUUGGACAACAAGAAGAUCAAUGUACCACACUGGGGCGUAAUCUUACCACCGAUCAGGCGACAUUGAUAGAAGCACUUUUGCUGAAAAACAAAGACCUAUUUGCAUGGCAGGCAGCUGAUAUGCCAGGUAUUCAUCCUGACAUAAUAUCUCACAAAUUAUCAUUAUUCAGGGAUGCCCGACCGGUUGCCCAGAGGAAGCGGAGGUUGGGCAAUGAAAAAAGAAGGGCGGUAGAAGAAGAGGUAGCAAAGUUGUUGGAAGAUGGCUUUAUACGAGAGGUAAAGUAUACCACGUGGCUGUCUAACGUGGUAAUGGUGAGGAAGCCGAACAGAAAAUGGAGAAUGUGCACAGAUUUCACUAACCUUAAUAAAGCAUGCCCGAAAGACACAUAUCCACUUCCAAGCAUCGACGGGCUGGUAGAUGGAGUCUCAGGAUAUGAAAUCUUGAGCUUUUUAGAUGCUUAUUCGGGAUAUAAUCAAAUCCCUAUGUAUCAACCCGAUUGGGACAAAACAGCCUUCAUAGCGGAGCGUUCCAAUUACUGUUAUGAAGUUAUGUCGUUCAGUCUGAAGAACGCAGGAGCGACGUAUCAACGACUUAUGGAUAAGGUCUUUCAGCAUCAAAUAGGAAGAUGCAUGGAAGUAUACGUGGAUGACAUGGUUGUGAGGAGCCGAUCAGUGGAAGAACACUUGCGAGAUUUGGCUGAGGUUCUGGAUCAGGUACGGAAGUUCGGGAUGUGGUUAAAUCCUCUCAAAUGUACAUUUGGAGUAUCUGCAGGGAAACUUUUAGGCUUCAUGCUUACUUCACGAGGCAUAGAGGCCAACCCCGAUAAGUGUCGGGCUAUCUUGGACAUGAGAAGCCCAAGUAGUUUGAAAGAGGUACAAUGGUUGGUCGGGAGACUUACAUCGCUGUCCAGAUUCAUACCCAAAUUAGCCGACCGUAUUCAACCCAUCUUAAAGCUAAUGAAAAAACAGAAGCAAGUGGAAUGGGACAACCGGUGCGAGGCAGCAUUUGAAGAAGUAAAGCACAUUCUCACUAACCCCCCGGUUAUGAGACGCCCAGACUAUGGCUGCGAUUUGCAUUUAUUCCUGGCGGUCGGUGAAGAAGCAGUCAGUGCAGCAUUGGUUCAAGAGGUCCCAGAGUUUCGUCCAAUUUAUUUCAUUAGUCGUGUGCUAAAAGAGCCCGAGACCAGAUAUCAGCAGCUUAUAAAAAUAGUCCUAGCACUCGUAAUCGCCACCCGAAGGCUUCGCCCUUAUCUACAGGGAAAUCAGGUAAUUGUUCGUACAGACUACCCUAUUUCUAAAAUUUUACAUAAGCCUGACUUAGCGGGAAGGAUGAUCGGUUGGUCUAUUGAACUCUCUGAGUUCGGUCUGAGGUACGAACCACGGGGGUCGGUUAAGGGGCAGCAUCUAGCUGAUUUUGUGGCUGAGUUACCGGGACGACCAUCACAUUGCUGCUCGUGGGUGUUCAAUAACCAGGCCGAAUACGAGGCCUUAAUAGCCGGCCUUGAGUUAGCUCGAGAUUUAGGGGUUAAAGUGCUAUGUUGCAAAACAGACUCCCAACUGGUAGCAGGUCACAUGAACGGAAUCUUCCAAAUUAAAGAUGACCAACUACUUAAGUACUUCCAUAAGGCCAAACAGCUACUUGCAUAUUUUGACAGCAUCGAGGUGAAUCACAUACCCAGGUGUGAAAAUCAAAGAGUCGACCGUCUGUCAAAGCUAUCGACUGGUAAGGAGAAAGGCCAACUGGCUUCGUUGGUUCGGCAGAUAGUCUUCAAACCAACAGUUGAAUGCUUACAAGUUUACUCUACUGCCGAACGGGAUGACUGGAGAAGGGAAAUUGUUUUGCUAAUCCAACAGCAAGAAGCGGGAGCAACCCUUCAGUCGGAGGAACUAAAACAGGUUGCAAGGUACAUCAUGGUGGGAGAGGAGCUAUACCGAAGAGGAUACGUCACGCCAAUGUUAAAAUGUAUAUCCAAAGACGAAUCCGAUUAUGUAAUGCGAGAGCUUCAUGAAGGGAUAUGUGGCAGACAUGGUGGCGGACGGUCAUUAAGAGCCCGGGCUUUGAGGGCAGGAUUCUACUGGCCAACACUGGAAAAGGAUUGUUAG